AUGCUUAAGGAUGUAUUUUGCCUCCAAACAUCAGCCCUUAUUCCGAUUGGAGACAUCUUCUUGAUUGGCGACACAAUAGCAUUGGCCUGGAUGCUACCAACGGACCCUGAAUUCCUCCUCAAGUUCAAGGAUCAUAAGGCCUUGAAAGCCUCAAGACGAAACGGGGAGGAGGAGAUUGUUUUUAUUAAUCAAGAUGGAAAAAUUGUUGGGAAGGUUCCUUAUAAAAGGAAAAAAUUCAUAAAUCCAACCUUUGCUAAACGAAGUAUCGACGAAAAAACAUUUAAGGAAAAAUUAGUAAUUAAAAUCGAUAGAAUAAAAAUGCAUGAGAAACAAUUGAAUAGAGAAUAUUUAAAGAGAGACCAUAUGAACGAGAGGAGUAUAGAGUUCCACAGAAAGAGUCGACUAGGGUUGUAUGAAAAACUGGAGACAUUCCUCACGGCGUUGGGGCGGGACGGGCGGCAGUGCAUUCUUCGCAAAUUAUGUGAGUCUGCCCGCAGCGGCCGCCAGGGAACAUUCUUGCAGGAACUUCUAAGGGUUAUUUUCACGCUACCUAAAGGCAGAGAGUUCAAAAACGAAGAUCAUAAAGCUUACGACAAAGCCCACAAUGCCGAUGGCGACUGUACUACCUUAUACCCUGGUUGCAAUGAUGUGGAACAACAAUUUUAA
Molecule: messenger RNA, 666 nt
Organism: Hyposmocoma kahamanoa
Lineage: Eukaryota; Metazoa; Arthropoda; Insecta; Lepidoptera; Cosmopterigidae
Exons: 5
Coding region: 1-666 (221 amino acids)
Source: RefSeq, a predicted model, not a curated record